UCACAGUUGAUUCUCUGUCAAUGUAUUAUCUUCUCUCUCACCAACACACUCACAACGACAAGAGAGAGAUAGAGAAAAGAGUGAAGAGAGAGAGAAUUGUAGUCACCAAAUAGACCAAACCCUGAAGUUAAAUUCACACCAGCUACUUUGGUCAUUACCACAUCCAUAAACACACACUCUCUCUCUUUGCCUCUCUCUCUCUCUCCUCUUCUCAAAGCUUUCAACUUCCUUCAAUGGCGAAAGGAAAUUCACAUGACUUCACCUCCAAGAGACACAAUAGUUUCCACUGGACACGAAAAGUCGGUUCAGAUGAAAACGACGACGUUUCUUCCAAUAACCCACUUCCUGACAACACUAAACCCGUUUCCAAACACAAUCCUUCCUCUUCCUCUUCCUCUUCCUCUACUGUAAUCACUCCAAAAAGGAAACUACAAUCCUUCGCCGUUUCUCGUCUCCGGUCAGUCAUCGCUUCUCUCAGCAGAGCCCGACCCGGUAACAACUCCGGACUCGGGUCACGGGUCGUGGGUACACUUUUCGGAUCCCGUCGCGGACACGUGCAUUUCUCUAUCCAGAAAGAUCCAACUUCCCCUCCGGCGUUUCUAAUCGAACUCGCUACUCCGAUCAGUGGUUUAGUCAAGGAGAUGGCUUCGGGACUCGUCAGAAUCGCUCUGGAAUGCGAUAAGGCCAAGGAGGAAGAAAAAGAAGAAGGAGAAAACGGAAAUCGCCGUCACGGCGGAGGAGAUAAGACGAAGACGGUGAUUCCACGGCGGUUGGUGGAGGAGCCGAUUUGGAGGACAUAUUGCAACGGCAAAAAGUGUGGGUUCGCGACGAGGAGAGACUGUGGUGAGAAGGAGAAAAAGGUCUUGAAGGCGCUCGAGAUGGUUUCCAUGGGCGCCGGAGUUUUACCGGACACGGAGGAGACAUUCGCCGGCGGCGGCGGCGGUGGCGGUGGAGAUAUAAUGUAUAUGAGGGCGAAAUUCGAGCGAAUCGUUGGGUCGCGUGAUUCUGAAGCUUUCUAUAUGAUGAAUCCUGAUAGUAAUGGAGCUCCUGAGCUCAGUAUCUAUCUACUCAGAAUCUAAUGAAGAAGAUGAUCCUACCAAAAGCUUCUACUUCAAAAAGAAGGUUUAACGGUUAAGGAAAAAUUUUCCGGUUUAAUUACUUAAAUAGUUGGUUAAGUGGUUCUUUCGGGAAUUAAAGUAGCGAUGUCUAAUACUCAAAUAUUCGUAUUUGAAUCGAAAACGACAUAUCUGUUAUUGCAAGUCGGAUUAGAUGUGAAUGUAAUCGAUCGAUCGAUAAUGUGUUAGAGCAGGUUUUUGUUUUUUGGGGGGGUGGGUUUAGAAGUUUUAAAAUUUGGUAUAUGAUUUGGACCGGAGGACUUGUAAAUGUAUAAAUUUCGUUUUUUAAUGCCUAAUCUUUUGUUU
Eutrema salsugineum is the source of this 1421-nucleotide messenger RNA. RefSeq names its product protein MIZU-KUSSEI 1. Gene Ontology annotation, biological process: hydrotropism. Bases 234 to 1079 code for a protein of 281 amino acids. The transcript has a single exon. Lineage: Eukaryota; Viridiplantae; Streptophyta; Magnoliopsida; Brassicales; Brassicaceae. The record is from RefSeq and is a predicted model, not a curated record.